Messenger RNA from Drosophila miranda, 459 nucleotides. RefSeq names its product dynein light chain roadblock-type 1. Gene Ontology annotation, molecular function: dynein intermediate chain binding. Gene Ontology annotation, cellular component: centrosome; cytoplasm; cytoplasmic dynein complex. Lineage: Eukaryota; Metazoa; Arthropoda; Insecta; Diptera; Drosophilidae. Gene Ontology annotation, biological process: microtubule-based movement. The transcript has a single exon. The coding region runs from base 95 to 388 and encodes 97 amino acids. The record is from RefSeq and is a predicted model, not a curated record.
AGUUAUAAGAGAAAAUCGAAAUCGUAGCAAUGGACAGAUAUUUGUCUAAGUCGAGCCCCUAAAUAAUAUAUGUAUAUAUAUAUUUUCCUACAAGAUGUCGGCUGAAAUCGAGGAGAUCCUCAAGCGCUACUCAAACUAUCCGAAUGUGUCGGGCAUCAUUAUCGUGGAUUCGUUUGCCAUACCCAUCAAGACCACAAUGGAGUACACCCUGACCGUUCACUAUGCUGCGCUGGCCAACAAUCUGCUGGCGAAGGGCUCCAAGAUGGUCCAGAACCUGGAUUCCUCGAACGAAUUGACAGCUCUACGCUUGCGCACCCUCAACCACGAGCUGAUGAUUGUACCCGAAGAGAAUUUCUUCAUCGUUGUGGUGCAGAAGCCUUUCGAAUGAAUGAAUCAUUUUUGAAUGCAGCAAUACGUUGAAUAAACUAUGUUCGCUGCCGCUGCAAUGGUCUUUUAUCU